AUGGGAACAGGAACGCCGCGUUCGUUGACCAGAUUGGUCCCGACUCUGACUUCUGCUCCAUCUGGACCGCCGGACGGAUCUUGUGAAGACAACGAGGCGCACGUCCGAAUCCCCAACCACAUGCACCCUCCCCUCCCUCUCAGCCCUCGCCCUCACCCCACCCAUUUCAAGUAUUCCAACACAAUCACCGAGGCGGCGGCGGCGGAGGGUAGUGUGAUCAUGCCUCACAGAGCGGCGCCGGCGAAGGGGCGGGUGACGGUGAGGGUGGGCGAGGAGCAGCAGCGGUUCGCGGUGCCGGUGGAGCACCUGAGCCACCCGCUGUUCGCCGCGCUGCUGGAGGAGGCCGCGGAAGAGUACGGGUUCACCCAGCCGGGGGCCAUCGCCAUCCCCUGCCCCGUCGACCACUUCCGCCGCAUCGAGGAGUUGAUCGAACGCCGCUACGGCGGCGCCGACCACCACCACCACCACCCCCACGUUCCUUUGAAUUUACCCAUUUGGAAAUAAGUGUCCGUCCACAAAGACAACAGUGUACGAGUUGUUAUGGCAAAUCAAUUUCCUAUCGAAUUUUAA
Messenger RNA from Zingiber officinale, 570 nucleotides. RefSeq lists its product as uncharacterized. Lineage: Eukaryota; Viridiplantae; Streptophyta; Magnoliopsida; Zingiberales; Zingiberaceae. Gene Ontology annotation, biological process: response to auxin. The transcript is spliced from 2 exons. The record is from RefSeq and is a predicted model, not a curated record. Bases 1 to 504 code for a protein of 167 amino acids.